Molecule: messenger RNA, 3967 nt
Organism: Scophthalmus maximus (turbot)
Lineage: Eukaryota; Metazoa; Chordata; Actinopteri; Pleuronectiformes; Scophthalmidae
Product: synapse differentiation-inducing gene protein 1-like
Exons: 3
Coding region: 2176-2757 (193 amino acids)
Cellular component (GO): membrane
Source: RefSeq, a predicted model, not a curated record
UGCUCAAUUUUAAGUUGUAUUUUUUUUUUAAACUGAUAAUUCUUUAAUGAUUAAUGGAACUUCUCAGUGCUGUAUCAGCAUUUCAACUUACACACCACAGUAGACCAGUAACCUAGUCCCAUAUCAACUGGAUGAAAUGGCAUUGUUGGCCGAGAACUUGAUUAAGACGGUGAAGAUGCUGUUGUAAUACGUGUUGAGAAUGAGCUCUUGCUGGAAACAGGUCAACCCAAGGAAGGAGGGAAAUUUUACAAUAUUACUGUAAACAGCUGUAUCUGGGGAAGAGGUGAUUCAACCUUUGUGUCUUCCAAACUUUACGUUCAUCUUCUGACCCCUUUAAAUGUACUGGGAGAGGAGGUCCGAUCAGGCACAGUAUAUUUCAGUUUCAGUGUUAUAGACACGUAUAUAUGAAUGAGGUGAAGUCAUAAAAGGAGAUAACUGGUGUAGAACUGCAACAAUUAAUAAUCGACUACUAAAUGAAUCGCCAACUAUAUUGAUAAUCAGGUCAAAAUCCUCUGAUUUCCGUUCCUUAAAAUGUUAACAUUUUCCGAUUUCUUCGCUCCUCUGUGACGGUGAGAUAGAUAUGUUUGGUUUGUGACGAAAAACACUAAACAUCCUCUUGGGGUUUUUGCGAAAUAUUUUUUCACCAUUGCAUACGAUUUUAUGAAACAAAUAGGGAAACAUAAUUGCCAGAUUUUUCCCAAAUGAAAAUAAUAAUUAGCAGCAGCCUUAAACUGGUGCAAUCACCACCAUUUAAGGGUUUUCACUAUCUGCACAUCUGAGGGCCCCUCUUGGUUUUCCCACAAAUGCUCUGGCUCCAUCUAGUGAACACUAUGCGUCCUUGUCUAUUUAUUUUUCAUAAAUACAUCAUCAUCAUCCAACAACCACUCACACAUGGUCCUCCGGCCACGUAGAAAUCUUUAUGUAUCCGUUAAGCCUGCAGACAAAUUGUGGCCCUCCCCGCACGACUCGUUCGAUGUCUGGGAUCUUCUGAUACUUUGGCUGGCUGCUGCCCAUAAGAUGAGUUUGCAUCUGCAGGGUUUCUGUUUGCCAGUUGGCCUGCAUGAUGUGUGUGUGUGUGUGUGUGAGAGAGAGAGAGAGAUUUGAUUUUUUUUUUUAUUAAAAUUGACCAGAGAACAUCAAGGCCCUCUACAAAUGAAUUGAAAAACCAAUUAAAAUAAAUGAAUGUACAGAAUAAAUCAAAUCAUAAAAACACAGAGUGAGAGAUGAGCUCUCCCUCCUUCACUGAACACACACCACUGGUUCUCCUGCAUGUCCUUCAUCAGAGAGUGGAAUCUGAAAUCCACCAGAGACACGUACAUUUGUGUCAGCUCGUGUCCGGAGACAUUUUCUAUCUUGUUUUCCCGAGAGAGGCUCCUGAUGUCGGCCCCUCCCUCUUAAUUUAUUGGCUUGGAAAGCAUCAUCAAGUUAGCCACAGGUAGUCAGAGUCACACCGGAAACAGGAUGAAUUUCCUGUAAAAAAAAGAAGAAAAAAAAGCCUACAUUUAAAAGAUAAACGUUUUGGAGUUGGAAGUAUGAAACUAAUUCCCAGUUGGUUUUGUUGUUGUUGUUUUUUUUUCACAAUUCAACUCCCUUGCUACAAAUCAAUAUCUACAAUGAACGUGAUCUCACAAUCGCAGCGUGUACAUGGUAUUUACAGUAUGAGAGUAGGGGUACACGUCCAACUUAUUUCAGCUAUAUGAAGUGGAUUGUGUCAUUCAGCCACACGACAAUAGUUGCGGCAAUUAUUUGUACAAAAGCCAAAUGCUUUGUCAUGGAAAUGCUUCCCCAGACCUAUAAAACAUUUACUAGACUGGCUGUAUUUAUUUUGUCAUUUAUUUUCAUUGAGUUCACAGUACACUAUCUCAUCUCACUGUAUCUCAUUUGACGUUGCGCUGCACGUCCAUCCACGCACUUGUUGGCUCGUUUCCGCCAAUUAGAGCCGCGCUUUUAUUUUGAAAAGCCGGCGUGCGCGUGCUCACUCCGCGUCGCUUGACUCCAGCGGCGUGAAGCUGCGCUCGGGUCGUUGCGCCUCGUCCGCUGCGGUGGACGCAGUUGAGAGAGAACUGCAGAGGGAAAGAGAAGCACGUGAAGCGGGGGAUUAUUCAUUCUUCUUCUCCUUUUGUUUCUAUUUUUCAAAGCCCUCACAAACCAGCUGUUGUAAAGAACGAAAGAACAAUGGACCCAUAUAAAUCUGCUUGCGCACCUGCGCUGGACUACUCUGGUGAGAAGUCCUCCAUGGGCCAGAUGCCCCCUCCGGCCUACCUUGACAACCCCUACCCGGGGCAUCCUCAGCCCGGCCCGGGGUAUCCUCAGCCCGGCCCGGGGCAUCCUCAGCCCGGCCCGGGGCAUCCUCAGCCCGGCCCGGGGUACUCACCACACCAUCAGGGCUACGGAGGUCCACCACCCUAUGGGGGUGAAGGAUGCGGAUAUCAGCCGUAUCCCAUGAAUCAGCAGUACCCGGCGCAGCCCGCCACCGUCACCGUCCAGCCCACGGUGUACCUGACCCAAGGCCCGCUGGCCGAACCUGUCAAGGACUACUUGUGCUACUCCAUCUUCACCAUGCUGUGCUGCUGCCUGCCACUCGGAAUCGCUGCCCUCAUCUACUCCAUCUCGGCUCGUGAAGCCAACCAUGUCGGGGACCAGAUGGCAGCGGAGCGGAGCAGCAGGACGUCCAGGACUCUGAACCAUGUGGCCCUGGGACUCGGGCUUGGUGCCCUGAUCCUCUACAUAGUGAUUAUUACGAUGGCUGCCGCAUAAAUCUAUUUCGACAUCUUUCCUGUGGUUCAAUUUCCCAUACUCAUUCUACACCAGGUAGUUGGGCGACAUUCCUGGCCAUCAAAAAGUUUUUCUUUGUAACCCAAAAGGCUAAAAGACCUUUGAAAAGUUAAUGAUAUAUUUCUCAAAAGGAAUGGGCCACUCGAUUUAAAGAGCCUGCAGAAUCUCUUCACAUGUAAUCCAUUUCUCCCCGACAUUGGAGAGUAGUCACUUCACAAAGAAUCUGACAUAUGUCAUCAACAAUUUUCUUUUUGAUUUGCUGUCUAUGUUAUCACACAAAAAUGAUUUUUAUUAAAUUAGAUUCAACUUUAUUGUCAUUAGAGUACAAGUGCUGAGCCAACGAAAUGCCGUUUUUCAACUUAGAUGCCUUAAGAGUUUUGCCUCGGUUCAACGUUGCUCUUACACACAUGCAGAAUUUGUUUAUGAUGCAAUGCAGAGUAUUACAUUGUGUGUUCAAAUUGCGAAUGAUUGUCCGUUAUGCAAUUAAAAGAGAUUUGUCUGGUUGUAUGAUGGAAAAAACACAGUUGCCUUUUUAACAGAAUUGAUGACUGUAAAUAUGCACUAACACCCUCUAGCCCUCUUUAGUACGCUAUGCUAGAAUUGCAUUAAAAUUUAAGAAAUGCCUCAAUGUGUGUUCGGUACAUUCCAAAUGAACAGGAACAAAAAGCCCCCAGAUGAGCGGAAAUUUAGCAACAGUGGUGCCAAUUUGGCUGACACAGCCAGUUAUAAAUCUGUGUUUAGGAGGCUGUGGCGUUGUUAUGAAUCACUGGCCUGGGUGUUGUUUGUCAUGCAAAGUCAUGCGUAUGUGCUUUUUUUUUUUUUUUUUUUUUUUUUAGCUGAAAGAGAAAGAUUUUACUGUAUACCAGAUUUCCUGUCUGAUCUAUUUGGAUGAUUUUUUUAUGUGACCAGUACCAGAGCCCAACAAGGUUUGUCACAAUACAUAACAAAACCGUACAUUUAUCUUUUUUCUCAGCUAUUAGACUGAUAUAAGAAGGCCACUUGAUGUGAAAUGUACUUUCUGUACUCAAGCUUAUUAUUUCCUCAUUCAAAUACUGGUGGCUCAAGUUGUAAUUGUGUACAUUUCAUUACAUAGUGCUUCUGUAUACCCUAUCGAAGGCACAAUAUGUUUUUGCCUGGCUAAAUUAGAACAAAAAUAAAAGUAGUGCAAGUUCUGCCCCUCCUUACCCCCCUA